Messenger RNA from Verticillium alfalfae VaMs.102, 1548 nucleotides. RefSeq lists its product as hypothetical. Gene Ontology annotation, cellular component: spindle; centrosome; microtubule. The record is from RefSeq and is a predicted model, not a curated record. The coding region runs from base 1 to 1548 and encodes 515 amino acids. The transcript has 4 exons. Gene Ontology annotation, molecular function: microtubule binding; ATP hydrolysis activity; ATP binding. NCBI's taxonomy places the organism in Eukaryota, Fungi, Ascomycota, Sordariomycetes, Glomerellales, Plectosphaerellaceae. Gene Ontology annotation, biological process: microtubule-based movement.
AUGGACCAUGAUCCGACCUCUCUAUCGUCUCGAGCAGGAACAGUACUCUCGGAACCGUCAGACAACGAGCAUCUCAAUAUAUCGCCCAAUUGGCCGCCGGCAUCAUCCUCUUGCAAUGAACGUGACGGACGAAUUCAUCCUCGAACACGCCCAGCGUACCUGCGCCUCGUCGCUGCGUACAGGCCUCCUCCCACUCCCGCCUCAAAAGAGGGUGGCGGGACCAAGGACGAUGCCGGCAUUGUCAUCGUGACGCGGCUGCGGCCUAUGCUCGGCGACGAGCUGUCUUCGGGCAUGGUGCCUGGCCUCUUCCCUCGUGAGCACACGACGGGCCAUGUCGACCUUCACGAGCUGAGGCGGCCGGUCAGGGGGUUGCCGGGUCUGAAUUCCUUCAACUACCGCGUCGACAAGUUCUACGGCGUUGACACGUCUUCCGAGGACAUCUACCACGACCUGGUCCACCCCCUCGUGGCCUGGGCCUGGGGCGGCGGCGUCAGCACCUUCUUCGCCUACGGCCAGACGGGCUCGGGCAAGACGUACACCGUCAGCGCCCUCGAGCGCCUCGUCGCUGAGACGCUGACGGCCGGCACGCUGGAGGGCCGGCGCGAGAUGCACGUCUCCAUCGUUGAGCUCGCCGGCAACGCCGCCGCCGACCUCCUCAACGCCCGCAAGCCCGUCUCCGUCCUCGAGGACUCAACGACGCGUCGUCGCGCUCCCUUUGGCAUCUGCCGCCUGCGCCUCGCCAACCCGGCCCUGCCCGAUGCCGACGAUGGCCUGCUCUACCUCGUCGACCUCGCCGGCUCCGAGGCCGCCCGUGACGUAGCCACCCACGGCGCCAACCGCAUGCGCGAGACGCGCGAGAUCAAUGUCAGCCUGUCCGUCCUCAAGGACUGCAUCCGCGGCCGCGCCGCUGCCGACCACGUCACUGCCGCCGCCGCCGCCGCCGGCCAGAAAAAGACAAAGCCGCCCUACGUGCCCUUUCGCCAGAGCGCCCUGACCAAGUCCGGCACACCACCCGUCGUCCCGCAGCUCCUCGCCCCCUCCGAGUCGGGCGCGCAGCUCCUCCGCCUGCCCGUCCCCGAGUUCCUCACGCGCUGCCUCCGCAGCCCCGGCGUGACCGACGACCAGGCCCGCGCCUUCCAGGCCAAGUUCUGGCGCCUCCACGUCGACUCGCAGCGCGCCACGGCCGCACCCGUUAAUACCAAGGCCGCCGCGGCCCCUGAAAAGAUGGGCAUGUCGAGCGCCGACCCGCGACCCGACAUGGCGGGCGUGCCGUUCACCGAGCGCAUACGCCCCGGCCUCGUCGUCGCGUUUGAUCCCCCCGCCGACAUGCCCAUGCCGCUGCCGGGGCGCAACCUCGCCGUCGUGCUGGGCGCCGACGAGGGGCAGGCGCAGGGCCGGUACACCUGCGCCCGGGUGACGCCUGGGUUCAUGCCCAACGCGUUCGAGGUCAAUUUGUGGCGGCAGGUUGUCGUGCCCGUCGAGCGCAUGGUGGCCGAGGUGCUGCUCGAGUAUGAUGUGGCGACGCGGUAUUACUAUGAAACGCUGUAG